ACCUCUGUGAUUAUUCUUCAUUUGCGUAACUACUUGAAAUUGUAAUAAAAUCUUUACAUUUAAGUGAAAAAGCUCAGAAACGGCUCCUAUAUGAGCUGAUUCAAAAGAGUCGAUCGGUUCAAAGAGCCGACUCUUUUGUGAACGACACAGAGACUUUACUGAAUCCUGUAAGUUUGAGCUCGCGGCGUUGCUAAGCUACUUGUUGGCAAAUGUAGUUAGCAAAGCUAGCGUUUCACCUUUCUUCUCUGUAGCAGCCGGUGGAUCUACAUUAAUGUAAUGGCUGUGGCGAUGAGCUCCACCUGCCCGGGCCUUUACUGUGGAAAAACCCUCAUAAAUGGGACAAUUGAAGGAGAAUGUGGGGUGUGUCCCCGAGGCGAGAGAGCAAACCUGGAGAAGAUCUGUCAGAAGUGUACGGGUUCUCCGGAGCUCUACGACUGGCUGUACCUGGGCUUCAUGGCCAUGCUGCCGCUGGUGCUGCACUGGUUCUUCAUCGAGUGGUACUCGGGCAAGAAAAGUUCGAGCGCGGUGCUGCAGCACGUGACGGCGCUGUGUGAGUGCGGCGUGGCGGCGGUGAUCACGCUGCUGCUGAACGAGCCGGUGGGCGAGCUGACCAUCCGCUCCUGCAGGGUCCAGAUGCUCUCCGACUGGUACACCAUGCUGUACAACCCGAGUCCUGACUACAUCACCACACUGCACUGCACCCAGGAGGCCGUCUUCCCCCUCUACACCAUCGUGCUGAUCUACUACGCCUUCUGCCUGGUGUUCAUGAUGCUGCUGCGGCCGCUGCUGGUGAAGAAGAUUGCGUGCGGUUUGGGGAAGACGGAUCGCUUCAAAAGCAUCUACGCUGCGCUGUACUUCUUCCCCAUUCUCACCGUGCUGCAGGCGGUCGGAGGAGGACUCCUGUAUUACGCGUUUCCUUACAUCAUUCUGGUCCUGUCACUCGUCACGCUGGCUGUGUACAUGUCCGCUUCGGAGAUUCAGUCGUUUAAGAACCUCGUGGCCAAAAAGAAGCGUCUUGUGGUGCUGUUCAGCCAUUGGCUCCUCCACGCUUACGGCAUCAUCUCCAUCUCCCGAUUGGAUAAACUCGGGCAGGAUUUGCCGCUGCUGGCCCUCGUGCCGGGACCCGCACUCUUUUAUUUACUCACGGCCCGAUUCACUGAACCCAACCGCAUUUUAUCAGAAGGAGGGAAUGGACACUGAGGCACUGAUGUGUGUUACGUGUGUUACUUGUCUGUGUGUGUGUGUGUGUGUGUGUGUGAGUGUGUGUGUGUGUGUGUGUGUGUGUGUGUGUGUGUGUGUUAUUACCUUACCAGUACACGAGAUCCGAGGCUGAUGAAAAGGACGUCUGUCUCAACUAAAAUCUUUCGUGCUCCUCAACUCUGCCUCGCAGGAAAUAAUUAUAAAGUUCCACGUUGAAUUCAAAUGAAUAAUUUAGAAAUCUGAACUUUUGCUGCUACUUUAAAGAAGCGUUUAUUUAGAAAUGACAUUACAGAGUUGACAUUAAAGAGAUUUUGAUGAUUUUUUUCUGGUGAAACAGACUUCCUUGACUCGUUAGCUACACAGUCGAGUAAAUUCGAGGUUAAAGUGUACAUUCUGUACAUUUCAUUUUCCACUUUUUCUUUAAACUGAGGAAAUAAAUGUCCUGUGCGUGUUUUAGUUUGACUGUUCAUUGAAGAAUAAUUCAGUUCAUUCUGCGAGAAUGUAAAAGGUUUCGAAGAAAUAGCAGUAAUGCUUUAAAUUAGUGUGUAAGUUGUUCAUCUUACGCAUUUUAUCAGGAAAAUAUGGACUUUAAAGCGGCGCACUGAUGCUGGAGAUAAUAAACAACACAAUCAAGAGCCAUAACCAUCUCAGUCUUUUUUUUUCUUUUCAAUUUAAGUACAGAUCUAAAGUACAGAGUCCUUUACGAACAUCUCUGGAAUCCGGUUUGUGUUUGGUUUUGUUUUUUCUCCCUGUUUAGAGACACUGAACUGCUUUGCGUCUGAGCUGUAAAUUAUAACUGAAUGGUACAUUUUCAUACUCUGUAAAUUUGUACAGUUGUACUGAUGGACGUGUGUGUGUGUGUGUGUGUGUGUGUGUGUGUGUGUGUGUAAAUUCCCCCUUUUCUCUCUAUUGCAGCUGGUCUGUGAAGUGUACUCAUUAUUUAUCCUGUUAUUUGUCUCUUUUUGCGAACUACUCUGUGCCAAACUGUCGCAUGUGUGACGUGAGAAUUAUAAAUGUGUUUGCGGGUAAAUAAUAAUGAUAUCACCUGAUGUAUAUGUGAGAUAUAUCUCGAUUAUAUACCUAUUUAUAUCUAUCUAUCUAUAUCUAUAUCUAUAUAUACCUAUGUUGAGAAAUAAAUGUCUCUGAAUCUUGCAUGUAAAUGUAACUCUUCAGAGUUCUACUGUUCGAUGAAAAGUAUAAGAAAAAAUGUCUAGGUGCAAUAUAAAUGGAUAAAAAAUAAUUAUACAACACUGUUAGUGAGUUUUACACGUCAUCAGUAAGAUAUGACUGUUUCACCUUUUCUCAUGUUUCAUAAAUAAAUAAAUAUCACAAUUGUCACAAA
This is a messenger RNA of Pangasianodon hypophthalmus (striped catfish), 2542 nucleotides long. It is a transcript of the gene jkamp, whose product is annotated as jnk1/mapk8 associated membrane protein. The record is from RefSeq and is a predicted model, not a curated record. The transcript is spliced from 7 exons. Lineage: Eukaryota; Metazoa; Chordata; Actinopteri; Siluriformes; Pangasiidae. Gene Ontology annotation, biological process: response to unfolded protein. Gene Ontology annotation, cellular component: membrane. The coding region runs from base 277 to 1200 and encodes 307 amino acids. Gene Ontology annotation, molecular function: ubiquitin protein ligase binding.